CUCCCAACAUUACAUCGAACACUUGAGCACGCAAUCACUCUGACCAUCAGACUUGGCUUCCGCUACAUCUGGAUAGACUCGGUGUGCAUCAAUCAGGAAGAUUCCGACGACAAACAGAUCCAGAUUGCUAUGAUGAAAGACAUAUAUCGAGGCUCUCUUGCAACUCUUGUGGCACUGUCGGCGGAUGAUGCAAACAGCGGCAUG
This is a messenger RNA of Dissoconium aciculare CBS 342.82, 204 nucleotides long. Its product is annotated as heterokaryon incompatibility. The record is from RefSeq and is a predicted model, not a curated record. The annotation marks the transcript as partial. The transcript has a single exon. NCBI's taxonomy places the organism in Eukaryota, Fungi, Ascomycota, Dothideomycetes, Mycosphaerellales, Dissoconiaceae.